Homarus americanus (American lobster) is the source of this 1266-nucleotide messenger RNA. RefSeq names its product DNA-directed RNA polymerase subunit beta''-like. The coding region runs from base 1 to 1266 and encodes 421 amino acids. NCBI's taxonomy places the organism in Eukaryota, Metazoa, Arthropoda, Malacostraca, Decapoda, Nephropidae. The transcript has 3 exons. The record is from RefSeq and is a predicted model, not a curated record.
AUGGACGUCAGCAACCAGUUAGUAUAUAUCAGCAACCAGUUAGUAUACGUCAGCAACCAGUUAGUAUACGUCAGCAACCAGUUAGUAUACGUCAGCAACCAGUUAGUAUACGUCAGCAACCUGUUAGUAUACGUCAGCAACCAGUUAGUAUACGUCAGCAACCAGUUAGUAUACGUCAGCAACCUGUUAGUAUGCGUCAGCAUCAAGUUAGUAUACAUCAGCAACCUGUUAGUAUACGUCAGCAACCUGUUAGUAUGCGUCAGCAUCAAGUUAGUAUACAUCAGCAACCUGUUAGUAUACGUCAGCAACCUGUUAGUAUACGUCAGCAACCUGUUAGUAUACGUCAGCAACCAGUUAGUAUACGUCAGCAACCAGUUAGUAUACGUCAGCAACCAGUUAGUAUCCGUCAGCAACAUAUACGUCAGCAACCUGUUAGUAUGCGUCAGCAUCAAGUUAGUAUACAUCAGCAACCUGUUAGUAUACGUCAGCAACCUGUUAGUAUACGUCAGCAACCUGUUAGUAUACGUCAGCAACCAGUUAAUAUACGUCAGCAACCUGUUCGUAUACGUCAGCAACCUGUUAGUAUACGUCAACAACCAGUUAGUAUACGUCAACAACCAGUUAGUAUACGUCAACAACCAGUUAGUAUACGUCAACAACCAGUUAGUAUACGUCAGCAACCAGUUAGUAUACGUCAGCAACCAGUUAGUAUACGUCAACAACCAGUUGGUAUACGUCAGCAACCAGUUAGUAUACGUCAACAACCUGUUGGUAUACGUCAGCAACCAGUUGGUAUAUGUCAGCAACCGUUAUAUACGUCAGCAACCAGUUAGUAUACGUCAGCAACCUGUUAGUAUCCGUCAGCAACCAGUUAGUAUACGUCACAACCUGUUAGUAUACGUCAGCAACCUGUUAGUAUACGUCAACAACCAGUUAGUAUACGUCAGCAACCAGUUAGUAUACGUCAACAACCUGUUAGUAUACGUCAGCAACCUGUUAGUAUACGUCAACAACCAGUUAGUAAACGUCAGCAACCAGUUAGUAUACGUCAGCAACCAGUUAGUAUACGUCAACAACCAGUUAGUAUACGUCAGCAACCAGUUAGUAUACGUCAGCAACCAGUUAGUAUACGUCAACAACCAGUUAGUAUACGUCAGCAACCAGUUAGUAUACGUCAACAACCUGUUGGUAUACGUCAGCAACCAGUUGGUAUAUGUCAGCAACAAGUCUGGUUCACCUCCUCCCUCCUUCCCUCCCUCCCACUAG